Aspergillus alliaceus is the source of this 1714-nucleotide messenger RNA. RefSeq names its product acyl-CoA dehydrogenase NM domain-like protein. Gene Ontology annotation, molecular function: acyl-CoA oxidase activity; FAD binding; fatty acid binding. Gene Ontology annotation, cellular component: peroxisome. The record is from RefSeq and is a predicted model, not a curated record. Gene Ontology annotation, biological process: fatty acid beta-oxidation using acyl-CoA oxidase; lipid homeostasis. Lineage: Eukaryota; Fungi; Ascomycota; Eurotiomycetes; Eurotiales; Aspergillaceae. Bases 1 to 1683 code for a protein of 560 amino acids. The transcript is spliced from 7 exons.
AUGCCGCAGAGACUGGUGGGUGAUGACUUGGAAUUGUUCAACCCUUCUGCAGACCUAUUGACCGAUGAUGAAAGAAUCCAUAUAAGCUAUCAGCGAGCACGUGCAGUUGCGAGAGCAUACGAUUUGAACAUAUCGGAUGUGCUCCACUUGACACCAAAAUUUUGGCAAUUGCACCAGGACCUAAUAGCCCCCGUUGAUUAUGCAGCUUUCAGCCUGCUGACGAUCCAAUUUAACCUCGCGGCUGGUACGCUUGCGCCGUUUGCCGUACAUAACCCACACUACAAGUCUCUGUUGGAUCGAAUACUAAGGUUUGAUGUCUCGGCACAGUACAUGCUUACGGAGGUCGGACAUGGAUUAGAUGCCCGAAACCUGGAGACAUCAGCAACGCUACUCCCAAAUGGCGAAUUCGACCUCCACACGCCCAACUUAAAUGCGGCGAAGAUCAUGCCACCAACGUGGCCGAGGAAGAGCUUCCCUCGAGUCGCGGUUGUGUUUGCCAGGCUUCUAGCUUCAGAUGAAGACCGAGGGUUGCGGCCAUUUAUUGUCUGGCUCAAUGAUGGCGAACGCAUGUGCGAUGGGGUCAUCGCCAAAAUGCUGCCCCCGCGAGCAGGAGCUAAACCUCUAGACCAUUCAAUCACCAGCUUUACCCACGUCCGGCUGCCAUCCUCGGCACUCCUUGGAUCAAUAGAAAGACCGUCCAACGAACGCGAAAAUUUUCUCUCAAUAACGUGGCGCCUUGGUGUCGGUGCUCUUGCGCUCACCAUGAGUACAAUCCCAAUGAUGAAACGGUCCGUCUUCGUAGCUGGGAAAUACAGCAUCCAUCGUCAAAUUCUAGGACCAGAGACCAAACCAACUUCUAUUAUCUCACUCCGAACGCAGCAGCAGCCGAUCCUACAUGGUCUGGCCCAAAUAGCCGUGUUUGAAGCCUAUGCAGAGGAGAGUAUUCUCUUAUUCCAGGAUCCCAAUCUGCAACCAACUGUGCGACAUGCGAUUGGAGCUAUUUUCAAGGCCGUCAUGAGCCAAGCAGUCCAUCCCACCUUGUACGCUCUUUCCGAGCGAUGCGGCGCGCGGGGGCUAUACGCCUACAACCACAUCAUUGAGUCGCAGUUAGACUGCCGCGUUUCUUCUAUUGCUGAAGGAGAUACUUUAGCUCUCAGUAUUAGACUCGCAACUGAGUUACUCCUCGAUCGAUACCAGCUACCGCCGGCUAGAUACUCCACAUGUAUCUUAGCCCAACACGAAAAGGGUCUUAUGGCGGAAAGUCGUGCGCUACUAAGGGGUAUAGCGGGGGGCCACCGCAGUGAUGAGUUUAACGCGUUGAUCCUACCACGGUGCCAAUCUAUCGUGGAAGCCGUUGGCCAUCGAAUGGCCUAUGAAGCCGCCGCCAAGGCGGGUGUUCCUUCUGACUUGUUAUCCCUAUACAAGAUUGGCGUGAUGCUGCAUGAUCCAAGCUGGUAUGUCCAACAUACUAAUGCUACCCGAGAGAGCAUGUUUGCAGAAGAGUCACGAGCACUGGAUGCCGUUCUGCCCCGGUUGAAUACUUUAUUAGACCAGACUGGGGCGGAGCGCUACUGCACUUCACCAAUUCUAUCGCACGAUUCUUGGGAGGCUUUUGUGGACCAGUUGGAGACCCAUGGGGAUGGCAAGUCAACCUGCAUAUCCAGGAGCAGUUCCAAGCUUUGAAGUAGAAGACUGACUUGAUAGCUUCUUUGCU